AUGGCGGGGGGCGUGGGAUACCGGGGCGGGCAGGAGAGCGACUUGGUGUCUCGUCUAGAAGAGGACCUCGUGGUCAUCAACAUGGGAGACGAAAAGGAAGGGGGGAAAUGGAAAGAGAGCGCCCAGGACCCAGAGGUGUGGUACAACAAGGUCGAGGACGGGGCGGCAUGGUUCAUGAGGAAAUGGCACAGGCAGGAGGCGGAAGCGUCCGCGAAGCGCCAGCGCGCGCGGGAAGCAGAAGCAGAGAGUACGACCAUCUCAGGACCGAAGAGAAAGAGAACCGGCGAAGCGGCGGUGGGGGGGAAGAAACGGCGAACGGGCACUGCUGUAGAAGCGAGUAGGGCGGCCGAGGCAGCGCUUGUGGCGAACUAUGUACCCGGCUGAUGUUGUUGCGCUCUGUUUUCCUCCCUGCUGUAUGCUAUACUCCUUUAUGUAUGUCCUUUUUAUUGCCUUCGGCCUCUGUGCUGUGUUUCUUUUUUUCAUGACCUUCCUGCCUACUCUGCUGUGUUGGUACCUUGAUCUCGCUUUCCGCCCUUGUACGUCUGGCUGUCUGCCCAUCUGCCACCUCUUUGUCCUGUUUGCUCCGUGCUCUCCAUGCCCUGGUGCGUAGUGCGUAGUGCGUAGUGCCUGGUGCUGGUAGGUUACCCUUUGAUUUGUUUCUUUAGGCGGGUGUGGGAAGCGUCCUCCUCAAUAUUUGUUUUUGUUUUAUUUUGAUCGGUUUCCGAGGGCUCNUUCCCUGCCUACUCUGCUGUGUUGGGUACCUUGAUCUCGCUUUUGCUGUUGCCUUUGUUUUUGUACGUCUGGCUGUCUGCCCAUCUGCCACCUCUUUGUCCUGUUUGCUCCGUGCUCUCAUGCCCUGGUGCGUAGUGCCUGGUGCUGGGGGGGGAGAGGAGCAAGCGGCCGGGGGAGGCGGCGACGAUGUCCAAGUCGUGGCAGCACCAGCAGCAAAGCAGGCUAGGGUUAGGAAGAGCACGAAGUGGCCUCCUACUUACGACUUGGCGCUGGCAAGGGCGGGUGAGUCUUUCCCCGCGCAAGGGUAUGCUCUGUUUUUCUAGAGAGAGGAGUUGUUGGCUUGGAUGUGUUACAUCUCCAAACCCCACCCCCAUACGCUCCGAACGCGACACAGCACUGCAGGAGCAGCCGGCCACAGCAGGGGUGUAAGUACUUGCUGUCUCCGUACUGGUGCGAUUUCCUGUGCUGGAUUUACGUAGUUGUUUCCUUUGCUGGGGUUGAGGGAGCCACCCAUGUGCGCGCGAACACAUGCACGCUGUUUUUGAACUGUAAAAGAGACAGCCACUCCGAACCAGAUUGUUGAUCCUUGGCAACGAGGGUGCAACGAGUGCACAACAUAGACGAAAGAUUCAAUCGAAUAGCAGCGGAGUAGGGUAGGAACACACAGCUAUAUUCGGUGUUCGUAGGGGAGAUACAAGUCUUGCUUGGCGAAGAAGCUGAGACUUUCUUGCACUGGUUCCGACGUGGAAAAAAAGCACGUCACAUGUGGCAUCAUGUUAAAAAUUUAAAAGCAGCGACGAGUUUUUGGGCGUACGAAGCCGCUGCAUCUCCCAGUAGAUGCAGUCUACUUGCAAAAAAUGUCACAUGCCGCCUUUAGAUGGAACCAGCAGGACAAAGGUGCGCACAAAAUUGUAAGCGCAAGGUG
Molecule: messenger RNA, 1657 nt
Organism: Ectocarpus sp. CCAP 1310/34
Lineage: Eukaryota; Phaeophyceae; Ectocarpales; Ectocarpaceae
Source: the annotation of a GenBank genome assembly